Molecule: messenger RNA, 1908 nt
Organism: Tilletiopsis washingtonensis
Lineage: Eukaryota; Fungi; Basidiomycota; Exobasidiomycetes; Entylomatales
Product: MFS general substrate transporter
Exons: 8
Coding region: 1-1908 (635 amino acids)
Biological process (GO): transmembrane transport
Cellular component (GO): membrane
Molecular function (GO): transmembrane transporter activity
Source: RefSeq, a predicted model, not a curated record
AUGGCUGACUCCAUCGAGCGCAGCAGCGCAAGCUCGCCCAGCUCCGCCGGCAGCGACGUGGAGAAGCGUGCGCCCGCCGCCGACGCCUCCUCCUCGGCGCUCGACGAGCUGCUCUACCCGCACGACAGCUACACGCGCGACAAUGUCUACUGGGCCGACCUGCCCUUUGCGCAGAAGGCACGCUGGGUCAGCGCACAGAGCAACGCCGAGGCGCGCCGCGAGCUGGCCGUCAUUGGCCGCAUGUUCCGCGAGGCGCCGCUCUCGCCCUUCAAGGCGUACUUUGAGAACUACAUCGUCACGGGCAUGGGUCUGUUUGCCGAGGCGUGGGUGCUCUUUUCCGUGGGAAACUUGAUGCCCCUCAUGAAGGCCGUCUGGCCGCAGUGCUUCUCGCGGCACGAGGUGUGCAAGAAGGAGUGGAUCAGCGCUGUCGAGUGGCUCGAGAUCGUCGGCAUCAUCACUGGACAGAUCUGCGUCGGCAUCGAAGGCGACUACAUCGGCCGCCGCUUCGGCCUGGUGCAGGAUGCGGUGGGACUGACUUUUGGCGCCGUCCUCCUGACUGCCAUGUGGGCUGGGUCUGAUCAUCUCCAGGGUUUCGUAAUCUGGUGGGCGUUCGCCUUGUACAUCUACGGCUUCUCGGUCGGUGGAGAAUAUCCUCUGACUGCAACGUCUGCGCUGGAGGUUUCGAGCACAGCGAAGGGCGCAACGAUCUCGGACCGGAUGCACCGCGGGCGGCGCGUCUCGCUCGCCUUCACCAUGCAGGGCUGGGGACAAUUUGUCCAGCAAGCAAUUCUUCUCCUUCUCCUUCUGGCCUUCAACUCGGGCUCGCUAGAGCCGCCGUUCUCCGAGCCGACGGCGCAGGCGACGUUCCGUGUCAGCUUCGCACUGACGAUCCCGAUUACGGCGUGGCUCGCCUGGCGCCGCUACAACACGCGCUACCCCGGCGACGAGCAGCUCAAGGCCGCCAAGAAGCGCCUGAAGGUCUCGGCCUACGACAUCAAGUCGCUCAGGCUUGCCAGCAGCCACUACUACGGCCGCCUCAUCGGCACCGGCGUCGUGUGGUUCGUAAACGACGUGCUCUUCUACGGCAGCAAGAUCUUCAGCGGCGUAUUCAUUUCGCUCAUCACGGGCGGCAACAGCUCGCUGCGCACGACCUGGAUCUACAACCUCAUCAACGUCGCGGUGGGCCUCUGCGGCUACUACCUGGGCUCGCUCCUCAUCGACCAUAAGCUUUAUGGCCGCAAGUGGAUGCAGGCAAAUGGUCUGGCAGCGCUUUUCAUUUUGUUCCUCAUAUGCGCCGUGCUGUACCCGGGCGUUAGGUGGUUCCAGGCGCUCUUCUUCUUGAGCUCGUUCUUCACCCAAUUUGGUCCCAACAUUACGAGCUACCUGCUCGCAGCCGAGGUGUACCCGGCGACGAUCCGCUCGACGUGCCACGGCAGUUCGGCGGCGAUGGGCAAGCUGGGAGCGCUGCUGCCGGCCGUGCUGUACAGCUACCUGCCGAACCGCACCAAGUUCUGGUUUGUGUGCUGGUUCGGCCUGCUCGGCUGGGCCCUGACGCUCGUCUUUGUGCCCGACACGACGGGCCUCGACCUGGCGGAGCAGGAGCGCUACUGGGAGUACGUGUCGCAGGGCCGCGAGCACGAGUACCACGGCGUCGCCGUGCAUCCGCGCCACCUCUCGCUGUGGGAGCGCGUCGUGCACAAGCGCCACCUGGCCUACGACCCCGAGCUCGACCGUGCCGCGCGCCUCGAGCUGCUGCAGCACGUCGUCGAGGACGAGCAGGGCACGCUCAAGCCCGCCGGCACGACGCCCACCGAAGCCGCCAUCGCGGCGGGCAAGCUGGAGCCGACGCAGCCCGCCGCCUCGCACCACGCCUCGAAGCUGGCGGACCUUGAGAGCAAGCUCGGCUAG